Messenger RNA from Helobdella robusta, 1461 nucleotides. RefSeq lists its product as hypothetical. Gene Ontology annotation, molecular function: protein dimerization activity. The transcript has 5 exons. Bases 1 to 1461 code for a protein of 486 amino acids. NCBI's taxonomy places the organism in Eukaryota, Metazoa, Annelida, Clitellata, Rhynchobdellida, Glossiphoniidae. The record is from RefSeq and is a predicted model, not a curated record.
AUGUCAAAAAGAAAAAGAGUUUAUCGUGAACAGUUUUCAACUGACUUCCAGGGAUUAAAAAAAGUAAAAAAGGUGAAAAUUAUGCCUUUUGCGAAUAUUGUUCAACUGAUAAAAACUGCUGCAGCAGAAGGAGCAUUUGCAUAUCAUGCCGCUUUUCACUCGUUAUCGUUUAAAGCUGCAGAUUGUACAAAUCGUUUAAUUUCAACUGUUUUCGCUGAAUCGGAAACUGGUCGGAAAUUUUCAUCUGCUCAAACAAAAACGCAGGCAAUCAUUUCAAGAAUAUUGGCUCCGAAAUCAACUGAGAAUCUUUUGUCAGAAUUGGGCAGCGAGCCGUUUUCUAUUGCAACCGACUCGUCAAAUUUUAAAGAAAUCAAAACAUUCCCUAUCAUUAUUCGGUAUUUUUCGCAUGAAGGAUUGAAAGUUAAAUUGUUAGAGUUUUCAAAUUUGCCAGGAGAAACGUCAGAAUUGAUUUUCAAAUAUGUAAUGACUGUACUUGACAGAUUCAAAUUGAGUCCUAAUAAUUUGUUAUGGGGUGGCUUAAAAUCACUAGUUCUAUCAACGGAUGACAUUCCAAAGGUUCUGGAAAAUUUAUUCUCUGAUGAUUCAAAUGAAAUCUACUUCUGGUUUCUACAGAGCUCAUUGCAGCUGUUUCAGCAAACUUUGCUGAUACUUGAAAAAAAAGACCUUGUGCUUCCUGAAAUGAUAGAAUCUGUCGAAAAUCUGUCACAAAAACUCACUGACAGGAUGCAGAAAAAUUUUGUUGGUGCCAUGACUCAAUCAAAGUUGCAAUCAUUAGAGGAUUCUAAUUUGGCUAAUCGCAUAGAAAAGGAGUUUUCAACAUUUUAUUCGACAUCUGUUGAUUACAUUCAGAAGUGGUUCAGAAUUACUGAUUAUCCGUCUUCUUCUAAGUGGUUAAUGCUGAAAUCUGUCGAUACAAUUUCGUAUGAGGAUAUUCGAAAAUCUGCAGAGUUUCUAAUGCCAGAAAUUUCUGUGAAAGAUUCUCUGUUUGAUGAAACGAGUCUUCUAAUUUCACUGUUGAAAGAUUCAAAAAAAAGUUUCCACGAAUUGCCCAUUGAUAAAAAAUGGGCUGUUCUGUUUCAAAAUGAACUGUUUUCAGAUUUGAAGAAAUUGGUAUACACAAUUUUUGCCAUUCCUACCUCGAAUGCUGCUGUUGAGCGAAUUUUUUCAUUAUGUAAAAAACAAUGGACUGAUGAUAGAAACUGCCUAAAAAUUGAUACUGUUAAAGGUUUAUUACAGCACUUGGCUUCAUCAACAAGUUCGAUUUCAUCUUCCAAGAUGAAGGUAGAAUAUGCUCUCCAAGGCCAUGAGCGGACCGUACAUCUCUUACUGCAACGUAGUCUGGACUGCAGCGACAAGGGACGACUGAAUUACAUUAGAACAAAUUCAUCAGAAACAAGCAGUCUCUUCCUAGACGCUUACUAUAAAGAACCAAAAAUUUGA